AUGGAUGAAUUAAAGACUACAUAUACAUUUGAAGAUAUAAAUCCAAUAUAUGUUGGAGGUACAAGUGCAAGUAUUUCUACUUCAAAUGGGGAAUUCUUAGCUACACCAUUAAAUGAAGAUGUGAUUAUUACAAAUUUAUUCACCAAUGAAAUAGUACAUAAAAUUGAUGGAGAUGGAGAAGUAAUUACAAGUUUAAUAAUGACACCUAAUGGAUCUCAUCUUGGUUUAGUUUCCCAAUCUCAACAAUUAAGAAUAUUUGAUUUGACUAAAGGACAAAUCACCAAGAAUUUCAAAUUACCAUCACCAGUAUAUAUAUCAGCAGUUGAUUCUACAUCUAGUUUAUUUGCCUUUGGUGGAUCAGAUGGGGUUAUUACUGUUUGGGAUAUUGAAAAUGGAUAUGUUACACAUUCAUUAAAAGGACAUGGUACUACUGUUUGUUCAUUAAGUUUUUAUGGUGAAUUAAAUUCUCAAGAUUGGAAAUUAUCAAGUGGUGAUACUAUGGGAACAGUUAAAAUUUGGGAUUUAAUUAAAAGAAAAAGUAUUUUCACAUUGAAAGAUCAUAAUGCAGCAGUUAGAGGGGUUGGAUUUAGUAAAUCAGGCGAAUUAUUUUUAUCUGGUGGUAGAGAUAAUGUUGUUAUUCUUUAUAAUACUAAGAAUUUCAAAACUGUAAACACAUUCCCUGUUAAUGAACAAAUUGAAGCUGCUGGAUUUGUUGUGUUGGAUGAAAAGCAAUUUUUUUAUACUGCUGGUCUGGAAAAUAUUUUAAAAGUUUGGGAUAUGCAAACAGGAGAUUUGGUUGGAAAAUCCCCAACUCCAUUGAAAACUAGUGAAGAAUUGUUAAUCAUUGAUGUAAUAAAAAUGCAAGAUAAUAAUUUAUACUUGGUUAUUAGUGAUCAAACAUUAAUUGAAUUAGAUUUACUAGAUUCUAUUCCAGAAGGUAAUGACAUUGUUGAGUUUUCAAUUGUUAAAAGAAUUGCUGGUAAUCAAGGUAUUAUUGCUGAUAUUAAAUACGCUGGUCCAGAAUUCAACCUAUUAGCAAUGGCAACUAAUUCUCCAGCAUUACGUAUUGUUGAUCCUACCAAACCAUUAGAAUUGAAAUUAUACGAAGGACAUACUGAUAUUUUGAAUGCUAUUGAUGUUUCAAAUGAUGGUAAAUGGAUCGCCACUGCAUCUAAAGAUAAUGAAGCAAGAUUAUGGAAAUGGAAUGAAGAAACUGAAGAUUUUGAAUCUUUUGCUAGAUUUCAAGGUCAUGCAGGUUCUGUUACUGCUAUUAGUUUAUCCAAAUCUUCUGAUGAACCAAAGUUUUUAAUUACUGGUUCUAAUGAUUUAACUAUUAAGAAAUGGAAAAUUCCAAAUUCUCAAGAUUCAGUUGUUAAAACUUCUGAAUUUACAAGACGUGCUCAUGAUAAAGAUAUCAAUUCUAUUGAUGUUGCACCAAAUGAUGAAUUUUUUGCCACUGCUUCUUAUGAUAAAUUAGCCAAAAUUUGGCAAGUUGAAACUGGUGAAACAGUUGGUGUGUUGAAAGGUCAUAAACGUGGUUUAUGGGAUAUUAAUUUCUAUAAAUUCGACAAAUUGGUAGUUACAGGAAGUGGUGAUAAAACAAUUAAAGUUUGGUCAUUAUUAGAUUUCACAUGUAAAAAGACAUUAGAAGGACAUACCAAUUCAGUUCAACGUGUUAAAUUCUUUAACAAAGACCAUCCACAAUUAUUAUCAUGUGGUGCUGAUGGUUUAGUGAAAAUCUGGGAUUAUAAACUCGGAGAAAUAAUAAAAUCAUUAGAUAAUCAUGAUCAAAGAAUAUGGGCCAUGGAUGUGAAAAAUGAUGGUGAAGAAUUUGUUACUGCUGAUGCCGAUGGUAAAGUAAGUCAAUGGAAAGAUAAUACUGAUGAAGAAAUCAAACAAAGAGAACAACAAGCCAAGGAGAAAGUUGAACAAGAACAGAGUUUAAGUAAUUUCAUUAGAAAUAAAGAUUGGAGUAAUGCAUUCUUGUUAGCAUUAAGUUUAGAUCAUUCAAUGAGAUUAUAUAAUGUUGUUAAAUCUUGUAUUGAAACCAAUGAAGAUCAAGAUUCUACUAUUGGUUCUUUCAAAUUAGAAGAAGCAAUUGGAUUAUUAAAUGAUGAACAAUUAAUCAGAUUAUUUAAGAAAAUCCGUGAUUGGAAUGUUAACUUUAAAUUUUUUGAAAUCAGUCAAAAAUUAUUGAAUGUGGUUUUAAACAAGUUUGGUGCUGAUAAAUUGACAGAAAUCCCAGGAUUAACAAAAAUCACAGAUAGUAUUGUGCCUUACAAUGAACGUCAUUAUUCCAGACUUGAUGAUAUGGUAGAACAAACAUAUGUUUUAGAUUAUACUAUUGAACAAAUGAAUAAACUAAUCGCAUAG
Messenger RNA from Candida tropicalis MYA-3404, 2373 nucleotides. RefSeq names its product Utp13p (gene UTP13). Gene Ontology annotation, cellular component: 90S preribosome; nucleolus; small-subunit processome. Bases 1 to 2373 code for a protein of 790 amino acids. Gene Ontology annotation, biological process: endonucleolytic cleavage to generate mature 5'-end of SSU-rRNA from (SSU-rRNA, 5.8S rRNA, LSU-rRNA); endonucleolytic cleavage in 5'-ETS of tricistronic rRNA transcript (SSU-rRNA, 5.8S rRNA, LSU-rRNA). The record is from RefSeq and is a predicted model, not a curated record. NCBI's taxonomy places the organism in Eukaryota, Fungi, Ascomycota, Pichiomycetes, Serinales, Debaryomycetaceae. Gene Ontology annotation, molecular function: protein binding; U3 snoRNA binding. The transcript has a single exon.